CUAUUGCUCAUCGACCAAUUCAACACGAGCCGAUGCUGUCCGUCUUGUCAUAAUUUGAGUCUAGAGAAAUUUAAACAAAUCGACAAUCCUAGGCCCUACCAACGAAGUAACUAUCCUUUAACCCUUUGCCAUGGUCUUUUAAGAUGCACCAAUCAAACUUGUAUGACCAAGAUGCAAACCCAAGGAUUCCAGUAUAAGCUUUGGAACAGAGAUUUAGCCGCCUGUUUGAACAUGAUUUCAAUAAUUCUAAAUUUAAGAAACACUGGUCAAAUCUCAGAACGAUUUGCACGUGAUGCCCACCCAAAAAAACGUCCUCGAAUAGGUGAGUAA
Molecule: messenger RNA, 330 nt
Organism: Mucor mucedo
Lineage: Eukaryota; Fungi; Mucoromycota; Mucoromycetes; Mucorales; Mucoraceae
Exons: 2
Source: RefSeq, a predicted model, not a curated record